This is a messenger RNA of Nerophis ophidion (straightnose pipefish), 2287 nucleotides long. It is a transcript of the gene mapkapk5, whose product is annotated as MAPK activated protein kinase 5. NCBI's taxonomy places the organism in Eukaryota, Metazoa, Chordata, Actinopteri, Syngnathiformes, Syngnathidae. The transcript is spliced from 15 exons. Gene Ontology annotation, molecular function: mitogen-activated protein kinase binding; ATP binding; calmodulin binding. Gene Ontology annotation, biological process: protein autophosphorylation; negative regulation of TOR signaling; peptidyl-serine phosphorylation. The record is from RefSeq and is a predicted model, not a curated record. Bases 252 to 1667 code for a protein of 471 amino acids. Gene Ontology annotation, cellular component: cytoplasm; nucleus.
CAUGAAUGCACAAAGGCGACGGGAAGAGCGUGUCAGACCCCGCGGUGGUGAGCCGGCUCGGGGUGACUUCACGCCGCAUCGCAGCAGCCGGGUGCUUCCGUGGUAGCCAUGGCCUUGUCUGUCAAUCAGUAGUACUGUAACAAGCCCCGGUUCUGCACCGGGGUUGCAGGAGUGAACCUUCUCAAAGGUCAAGGAUAAAGUCUUUUGUUUCCACUGUCAACUGCGUGACGUUUGUGCUUAAGUGGAUCAUCAUGACGGAGGAUAGCAGUGCUGAUAACUUCAUCAAGGAGACAUCCGUUCUAGAUGAAUACAGCAUAAAUUGGACACAAAAACUGGGAGCUGGCAUCAGUGGCCCUGUGAGGGUUUGUGUGAAGAAAUCAUCUCAGGAACGCUUAGCCCUGAAGAUCCUCAUUGAUCGUCCAAAAGCCAGGAAUGAGGUGCGCCUCCAUAUGAUGUGUGCCAACCACCCAAAUAUAGUGCGAAUCUUGGACGUGUAUGCCAACAGUGUUCAGUUCCCACAUGAGUCCAGUCCCAGAGCCAGGCUUUUGAUUGUCAUGGAAAUGAUGGAGGGCGGUGAACUCUUCCAUAGAAUCAGUCAGCACAGGCACUUCACUGAAAAGAUGGCGAGCCAGGUCACAAAGCAGAUCAGUCAAGCCUUGGAACACUGUCACUCCCUAAAUAUUGCACAUCGGGACUUGAAGCCAGAGAACCUUCUCUUCAAGGAUAACUCUCUGGAUGCUCCUGUGAAGUUGUGUGACUUUGGCUUUGCCAAAAUUGAUCAAGGGGACCUGAUGACCCCGCAGUUCACUCCUUACUACGUAGCACCUCAGGUACUUGAGGCUCAAAGAAGACACCAGAAAGAAAAGUCUGGAAUCAUACCUACCUCACCCACACCUUAUACCUACAGCAAGAGCUGUGACUUGUGGUCGCUAGGCGUCAUCAUCUAUGUGAUGCUAUGCGGCUAUCCUCCAUUCUACUCCAAGCAUCACAGUCGCACUAUUCCUAAGGACAUGAGGAAGAAGAUCAUGAUGGGCAGCUUUGACUUCCCUGAAGACGAGUGGAGUCAGAUCUCAGAGAUGGCAAAGGACAUUGUGCGCAAGCUGCUAAAGGUGAAGCCAGAGGAGAGGCUGACCAUUGAGGGAGUCUUGUCUCAUCCGUGGCUCAACUGCACUGAAGCCCUUGAUAACGUGCUGCCCUCCUCACAGAUGAUGAUGGACAAGGCAGUGGUGGCAGGCAUCCAGCAGGCCCAUGCUGAGCAGCUGGCCAACAUGAGGAUUCAGGAUCUGAACGUCAGCCUGAAGCCGCUCAACUCUGUCAACAACCCAAUUCUCAGGAAGCGGAAACUGCUUGGCCCGAAGCCCAGUGACUGUUUCUCCAUUCACGACCCAGAGAACGGAGGCGACGACUCCAACGUAGCGCUCGAAAAACUACGAGACGUCAUUGCACAGUGCAUCCUUCCACAGGCCGGCGAAAACGAGGACGAGAAAUUGAAUGUGGUGAUGUUUGAAGCCUGGAGGUUCAACAGGGACUGUAAAAUGCUGCGAGACGGCCUGCAUGGUCUAAGCUGGGAUGGUCGAGCCUUUUCCGACAAAGUGGACCGUUUGAAGUUGGCCGAAAUUGUGAAACAGGCCAUUGAAGAGAGGACAAACCUGGAAGAGUCUCGCUAGCAAACGUCUUUUCUAUCGUUUUAUAUCAACUUUUUAUCAGCAGGCUUUUUUUUUUUUUUUUUUUUUUUUUUAGUGAAAUAAUUUUUAAUUUUUUUCCCAUUACCCUCCUUCCAUGGAUUGACUUGCAAGGCCAAUGGUCAUUGUACAGCUGUAGAUACACAUUUCAAAAAAACAAAAAAAGACUCAUUGGUACUUGCAACAACAAAAACACUCAAGAAUAUAUAUGUUUUUGCACAAAAAAAAGAUGACAGAAAAAAAUCAACAUACCAGUAAAUUAUUUUCUUAGAGGGAAUUUUUAUUCACAGCUUAUGUUUUAUUCAUCUGUCCCAAGAGUUUUAUUUAUUUUAAGCAAUUUAUUUGUAUUGUUUUAUUUGACUGGCUUCUACUGCUCUUUUUAUGUGGGGUUUGUCACAAAGCCCUUUCUUUCCUCAACUCUUCAAUGUUUUUAUGUCCGAGACACAAUCUCUGUCCUUACUUUUGUCUGCAGCCUUAAAAGGUGGAUUUGUUUUUACGCCGCCUUUAAAAAGACACAAGAUUUCUUGUGUGACGAUUCAUUCUGUAUGUCCAUCUUGGCCAUGUAAACGUCCUCAUGUCAUUACAGUCACGUCUGUAUCAUCAUC